Messenger RNA from Cinclus cinclus, 2147 nucleotides. It is a transcript of the gene HTD2, whose product is annotated as hydroxyacyl-thioester dehydratase type 2. Bases 1 to 507 code for a protein of 168 amino acids. NCBI's taxonomy places the organism in Eukaryota, Metazoa, Chordata, Aves, Passeriformes, Cinclidae. The record is from RefSeq and is a predicted model, not a curated record. The transcript has a single exon.
AUGUUGUGGCCCUUCAGGCAUGCAAUUUCUGGAGGGAUUUUCCAACAAAGAGCCUUGAUAAAGCCAACGUUUAUCAACUCACUGCUUGAACAUCCUGUAUUUCAGAACUUACACAUAAAAGUUGGAGACAAAGCUGAACUUAGCAAGGCCUUUACACAGAAUGAUGUCAUUACUUUUUCUUAUUUAACAGGUGACACAAAUCCUUUGCAUUUAAAUGAAGAGUUUGCAAAGAAGUCUAGGUUUGGGAGAACUGUUGUCCAUGGAGUUCUGAUCAAUGGACUUGUUUCUGCAGUUCUGGGUACCAAAAUGCCUGGUCAAGGAUGUAUAUUUCUUUCCCAGGAGAUUCGUUUUCCAGCUCCUUUGUAUGUCGGUGAAGAAGUCACAGCUGCAGCAGAAGUGAAACGACUGAAAGGUUCUGUUGCACACAUUUCUGUAUCAUGUCAGGUCAGAGAAAGUGGGAAAACUGUUAUGGAAGGGAUGGUGAAAGUCAUGGUGCCAGAGAGUUAGAGCUGUUCACCAUGUGCAACUUCAGUAUAAAGAACCAAUUUAUACAGAACCAAUGCACACUUGGUUUUGAUUUUCUUUUGAUGUGACAUCACUUAAACCAGUAAAUUUGCAACAAAAACCUUUCAAAAUGCCUCAAAGUGCACAAACUUAACCUUGCUAGAAAUGCCUUAAAAUUAGAGCUUUUCCUUGUUUCACUGUGAUGAGUUCAACUGCCAAGGUGAAACAAACAGAGGUAGGCGCUAGCUGCGACCAAGUGGCACAUUGAGACAAACCUUUGUGCUUCCACUGUGGGAAUUUUGGGCUGGUGGGACUCACACUGAGGCUGUUCUUUCUGGUAAAGUUGUAGUCCACACCAGCAAUGUUCACUUAAAACUUGUUCCUUCUGUACAAAGCAGCUGUAUUGCCAACAAGCACCAGGGGAGGAGACCGUGCUGUGUUUUAAAAGUGGAACAGAAGUGAAGGUACUGACACACAUGUACUGCAAGAUGUGUUGUAAUCUGCGUGGCAGCUCCAGCUGAUGUUUCUUUUGAAGCUUGCCUCCCAGAAUGAGAGUGAAGGAGGCUUUAAAAAAAAUAUAUUGUCACAACUUUUACUUACUGUACUUGUGCUCCCGAGGGCAAGACAAGCAAGGGCAAAUGAUUUGAGUACUAACUAUAUGGCUUCUCCUUGCUUGAGUAUGUGAACAUGGCUUUCCCUUUGUCCACUUGUCCACACGGAAAGUACCUUGUUAGAGUAGACUUCUGGUAAAUUCAUUAGUAAAUCACCUGGGUUAAAUUAUUUUAGUACUGGCAUAAGAUUGUUAUACACUAAGAAACUUCUUUUAGGAAUGAUAGAGGCCGUCAGGAGUAAGGCCUCUAAUUAGUGGCUCAUAUAACUUUCUGGCAAAGUGUCUGUUAUCCCCCCAUCUUCUCUGCAGCAAAAAUGCAUUUGAAACUUUCUUUGGCUGCAAAUAACCUCAGAAGUUGUCUGCUAAGAAAAGAGAGUUUCUCCUCAACCUGUGAUGAAAGCUACUGGUGAAACAGCUGCUCUGCCUGAGUGUACUGCACUCUGACCCCAGGUGUUAGUCACACUGGAGCAGAGGGAGGGGUAAUGUUUAGAUGUUUGACUCCGUGCCUUCUCUUUCCAAAGCUUGGACUUUGGUCUGUUUGCAACCUGGAAGCUGUUAUUAGGAAAGGGUUUCCUUGUCUCUUGUCUGUAGAAGCUGUUUCACUUCCCAUCUCCUUUCCUUCUGCCUUGGGUCACUGCCUGUCACUGGCUUGUGCUGGACAGAGCACUUCAUCGAAGCAGGCCCCCUCCUUACCCUGCUCCUUGUUCAUCUGCCUCUCCAGGUGGGAAGUUGUCUUGUUAAGGCCUAUUAACAAAAUGAAUUAGAUCUAUGUCUGACCUCUUGGGUCACUGCAAGAGUAGUAGUUCAGAGAGUUGAGGGUGCUGUUCCAGCCUGGCUGCUGAACCACAGCAACACAGUCCAUUUUCCUCUCAUCAUGGAGCUGCAAAACAAAGAGAUGAAGCUGUUCGUGACACCUGCUCCAGGUGUAUGACAAACUCCAGCUCUGCAGUCUUACAACAUUUUAAGUGAGAGUAAUUCUUGUGUAUGGUGUAGAAAGAGGAAAUGCAGACAGGUGUCCAACUUGUAGGUUCUC